AUGGGCACUUCGAUGAAGGCAGCGGUUGACUAUCUAGAUACUGUUGACAAGGAUAUGGCACAAGUCGCCAAGGGGUGGUACAGUAAACUGAUGCAUUGGGCAGAUGAUCCUCAGGAAUGUGGCCUAGAGUAUCUGGCAACUUCCUUUCAGGGGUAUGAGAAAGACGUUGUCGCGAUGCUAAAGGACAUUCUAAGUAAUCGCAUUGAAUACUCUGCAGCACUUGACGAUGGUACGGAGUUCCAUAGUGGAGAGCAGAAUGCCAGAGUUGUCAAAUAUGCCGAACAAUACUAUAAAGCCAUGUAUCGCGGGCAAGACGAGACAUGGAAUCUUCGAGACACCCAUAUGUUUGAAACUCUUACGAGACUUUUGGAACAUCGCGGCAGUGAUUCCAAAGCCAUUGUCUGGGCACAUAACAGCCACGUCGGUGAUGCCCGGGCUACCAGCAUGGGAUGGUCAAGAGAAGAACUCAACACUGGGCAGCUCUGCAAGGAGAGGUUUGGAGUCCAAGCUGUCAGUAUUGGCACAGGCACAAAUACCGGCACGGUGGCUGCAGCCCAGGACUGGGACGGCAACAUGAACAUUAUGGAGCUUCAGCCAGGGCUCCCGGGCAGCUACGAGGAACUUAUGCAUGCCGCGGGCAUUGAUAACAUUGUUCUUGAUCUUCGUAAAGGCAAAUGCGAUGAGAAGCUACCAAAAACACUCAACGAGAAGAGGCUGGAAAGGCUUAUCGGUGUGCUGUAUAGGCCUGAGAUGGCGAAGGCUUCGCAUUACCUAUAUGCCGUCUUGCCAGAGCAGUGUGAUGGCUUCAUCUGGUUUGACAAGUCGAAACACUUGGGGACGUUUGAGGUUCGUCAGCCCAAGUCACCUCGGAAGUACCACGGAACAUGA
Messenger RNA from Fusarium musae, 888 nucleotides. RefSeq lists its product as uncharacterized. Bases 1 to 888 code for a protein of 295 amino acids. Lineage: Eukaryota; Fungi; Ascomycota; Sordariomycetes; Hypocreales; Nectriaceae. Gene Ontology annotation, biological process: response to antibiotic. The transcript has 2 exons. The record is from RefSeq and is a predicted model, not a curated record.